CCGGUGCUGCUCGACACCCCCUCCCUCCGCCUCCAUUCACGCCCUUGCCGUUCGAGCCCCCCUGCUCUCUCCGUCGUCGACCGCCAGAGGGACCCCGGCCGCCGCUGCUGCCCUCCCUCCCCCCCUCUCUUCAGCUCGCCUGUCUCUCGCCCCUGUCGCCAACAGCUUUGCUUUUGUGCACCCCACUCGCACCUUGACUUGCUGCCUCUAUGGCCAAGUCAAAGAACAACCAGAAAUCAGCUCCGCUGACUUACGGACAUGCUACGUCGUCGGCCCGAUCUUCGCCCAACUUCAUCCAGCUGAACAGCCCUGCGCAUGCCCCGCAGGACAUGGCGCAUACCCCCCCGCCCAAUCCUGCCGGUGCCCCUCCCGCUGCUCCGUUUGAGGCGCCUGCUCAUCCAGCAUCUGCAUCCGGACCGCCCCUUCCCCGAGACCUGAACCUUGACCCGGCCGAGGUCAUCAUGUCCGACUUCAUCGAGAAGGCAUAUCGCAUGCGCCCGGAGGAGUUCCAGAGUGAGGAGUCCAAUUCUGAGCUUGCGAAUAGUGAAGCUCUGCGCAGCCACCAAUCCGAGCUCCCGCCGGUGACCUUUGGUAGUGAAGUGGAGCUGCUUCGCGAGGCCUAUUCCCAGCUGGCCCGGCACAUCGAUCUCACGCUCAACAAUUGCGCCGCGCAAUCGAUGGAUACCAGCAUCUUCUCCCGGUCCUUCGACGAAAUGCUGAGCACACUCAAUGAGAACCCCCCGAAUGUCUGGUGUCACACGUGCCAAAAGCACCACGGCUCCACAAGUGACAGUGAUGACGAGCACCGGUCGAAGCCGAAAGACCAACGCCGCUUCCUGUUCGACGAGCUCAAGCGCCAGAACGAAGACAAGGAGCGCUACUAUCAGCACAUUGUCCUGAAGGAGGAUAUGCAUCGGAAAAAGCUCCGGGCCGAGGCCGAUCGCCUGGCCAAGGAGAAGGCCGAUGCCGAGGCCCUCCGGCGUCGGGAGCGACAGGAGCAAGAGCGUCAAGCUCGGCAGGCGGCCCAGAAGGAGCGCAUCGACCAACAACGCAUUCGCAGUGAGGUGUUCUCCCUGAUCCCGACGCCGGGCCAGAUCGGCCGGAUUCUGGAGCUGAUCGAUGCCCACUCGCUGACAUUGACGGGCUUCGAGCUGAUGGAAGGCGGCGUCCGCAUGCCGGCCGGGACACUGGCCGGUCCCGGGAAGCAUGGGCACCGUGAAACCAUGCUGCACCUGGCCGCCCGGCACGCGAACUUGGAAAUGAUCGAUUUCCUUCUCCGAGCUGCCGGACCCGAGGGGGAUGCCGCCGACGGGGGGUCCAGCCAGGCGAGCACCGGCACCGGCAGCGCCACCGGGUCCAGCGGCACUGGCGAUUCAUCCGGCCCCUUCUCACACAUUCCGAUCACGGGCCGGCCGAAUGUCAGUGACGUGGACAUCAAUGGCCACCAGCCGCUGCAUACGGCCGCUGCGGCCGGUGCCAUGCGGGCGGUUGUGCACCUGGUGGACAACUUCGGGGCCUUGAUCGACGCGCGGACUGUGGACACCUCGGCCACCGCACUGCACCUGGCCGUCGGGGCCGGCCAUGCGGAUGUGGUGGAGGCGCUGUUGCAGCGUGGUGCCCGGCAUCUGCUGAAGGAUGGCCUCCGGCGGGAGCCGCUCACCAUCGCGCGCCAACACCUGGCCGCCCUGGACACCGGCAGCUCCUCCAAGAUUGAUCCGCCGGUGGCCGAUCGGGCCAGUCUCGAGCGUAUCAUCUUCUUGCUGGAGAACACCAACACCUCCGGGUCGGGUGGCACGCCGCAAAAUGAGGGCAGCCCCUCCCUGCGUGGAGGGACCCCGGCUCUCAAUGUGGCAGCCCCUUCGGCCAGUGGGCAAUCCGACGCCACCGCCGAUGAAGCCCUGUCGGAAGGGGGGGCUCUCGAGUCCAAGGCCGAUGCGGCGAGUGGCGCCCGGCGGCCGUCUCCAUCGGACGGGGCUCCGGCUGCGGCCACUGACAAGCCCUCCCCGGAGGCUGGCAUCUCCAGUGUGGUGCCGGUGUCAAAGACUUCGCCAUCCUUCGGGCCAGCUGGACCUGGAUUCCCGGAGAGCGCCGGAUUCGGUCGCAUUGGCGGUGGAUCUCCCUUCGGGGCCAUUGGUCGGCAGCGUGAUGCCGGGGUGGCCACCACCCUGGCCGGCUCCCAGGGCGGGACCCCGUCGACACACGACGAUGCCGGGCCCACUCACUUGGCCUUGCCGGCGAUGCUGGCCGGGACUGCCGGUGGUCCCUCCGAUCCGGUGGCCAUGGCAAGCCCGCCGCAGGUGGUCCCGGUGCCCAUCAUGUUCCAUCAGACCCCCUCUGGGCUGUUUAAGAACUCCGGCUACCUUCUGGUCAGCAAUCGGAAGGACUCCCUCCCCCCGAUGUUGCAGACGUCCUACUUCAAUCCGUUGAAGCGGCGUAACUUGGACCCCAGCGUCCCAUGCAUCUUGGUGAGCUCGCUGCCGGAGGGUGCCUUCAUGGCCUCCCUGUGCAAGUGGAACUUCCAGGCUGGGUCCAUGCUCCAUCGGGAGUUGGUGGCGGCGUGCUCGGGGGUCGAUUGGGCCGCGCGGGCUGAUGCCGCCACUGGCGGCGGGACCCAAUCGGCGGCCAGCGGUGCGGCCACCACCCCGCCACCAACGACGACCGUGACGCCGGCCGGUCGAGGGCAGCCCAUCACCGGUGGACCUUCGGCCAUGGCAGGCGCCACCGCCGGUAUCACGCCCGCUGGCAUCUCCUCUUCAGACUUCUCCCUCGGGUCGACCCCGGGGAAGCGCGACCGGCAGCAGCGGCUCCUUUCGGUGCUCAUUUUCAGACCCCUCGACUCGCCUUACAUUCAGGCGAUCGCCACGACUGAUUGGCAUCCGCUCAAUGAUGAGCUCCUCUCCUCGGAUGCCAAUGGCGUCCCUGGCGGCGCCGGAGCGGCCAGCAGCAUGCCCAGUGCCACCUCGACAUCUAUAUAUUCGUCGAGGCGCCCGCGGCGACAGACCUCGACGCCGACUCCGGCGCCGGCACCGGCACCGGCGCCAGCUGUCCGGCCGCGCACCUACCGGCUGCUUUGGAAUGUCGUUGUCGAUCUGCCAGUGGGGCCACUGAUCUCCAUUCGGAUUCCCACCAAUGGCUCAGCACCCAGCGAAGUGGACCCUGGCACCGAGGGAGGCUCCCCGCCCCCGGAGGACCGGGACUUCAAGUUGCUGCCCGAUUGCCUGACCAGCACCCUGAUCCCGGCGUCGGUGGUUGACUUGGUGUCGAAUCUGAUGAUCUCGCGGCUGCUGCUGCCCUCGCCGGCCGGGAUUUCCAGUCGGGAGUCUGACCCCCUGUCGCGGCUGUCCGGCAGCGGGCCGGCCUCCUUCAGCACUCCGAUCGACCGACUCAGCUGCUACUACCUCUCAGCGGCAUCGCUACAUCAAAGCAGCAUGGGGCGGUGAGCGGUGUGUGUGUGAGUGUGAGUGUGUGUCUGCAUGUCUGCAUGUGUGCAUGUAUGUGUGUGAGUGUGUGUGUGUGUGUGUGUGUCUGUGGAAACCAAGGGAUGUCGGGGAGGUGGGGCUGGGCUCGCGCAUGGCGCAGUGUUGUUUUGUGCGCCUCAAUGCUGUAUGAGCCUCUCCUCUCUUUCUCCUGCCUCCCGGCGUCUCCCCCGUGUCCUUGUAUACUGCCUCCUCUUUAGUCACUCUCACCCUCUCUCUCACACAUACACACACACACAUGCAUUCAUACAUACAUAUACCCACCAACACACGAGACGUGUGUAUAAAACAGUACAUGCACAUUUGGAUCUCAAAUAUACCACCACCACAGCCCACA
Molecule: messenger RNA, 3813 nt
Organism: Fonticula alba
Lineage: Eukaryota; Rotosphaerida; Fonticulaceae
Exons: 10
Coding region: 210-3440 (1076 amino acids)
Biological process (GO): positive regulation of transcription by RNA polymerase II
Cellular component (GO): nucleus
Molecular function (GO): transcription cis-regulatory region binding; protein binding
Source: RefSeq, a predicted model, not a curated record